CUCACCUCCCCAUCACCUCCUAUACCACGUCAGAUGAGCGACUUCGACGACUCCGAUGCUUCAUCCUCUUAUGCUGGUCGUACGAACCACCGUAGACGUAUCAGAUCUGCAUCCAUAGACUCCGAUGAUCUCGGUCCCUCGCUUGCGGACGAGCUAGGCUCAGGGGACGAGGCAACAGGGAUGAGCCAUAGCAACUCCGCUAGGGACCUCGACGAGGUAGGGGUGGUCGGCAAUAGUCUUCAAGACGAGCUGUCAGGUCUCGACGACCGAGACGAAGAGCAGACAGGCCCGAGCUUGGGGGAUGAGCUAGACUUCAGUAGCAGCGGCGACGGUGCUGCCACGCCUCUAGCGCCUGCUCAGCAAGGGGCCAGUCUCAUCGAGGAGCAGGACGACACAGCUCGACUCGCACAAAGACAAGCAGCAUACGAAGCGACCUAUGCAUCUCUUGUGGAUUCAAUACAAUCUACAGAUGCUUAUCUAGCUGCUCUUCAAGCCACUACUAGUGGAGAUGAUACUCGAGUCAUGGAAGAUCUUGGAAGGCAAGCCGUGCUGACGCUACAAGAGUCUGCGCAAGAGAGGGCCUUUCAAGCCAGAGAGCUGCAGGACCUUGUCAAGAGUCUGGACAGAGAUGAUGGCGACGCACUUCUCGCUGCAUUGGCCGAAAUCGUGACAAGCGACGACAAGGCUUCCCUGAGCUUCUCGCGAGAUGGUAGCAGUACAGGCUUCGCUUCCAAUGGCAGAAGCUCGAGCCCUGAUGGAAUGUCUCCGCCUUCCCCUGUGGGUUUCACCCAGACUAUGAGACACGGAAGUAGCCGUUCCGAAGAGUCUUCCUCGAGUCGAUACAGUGCCUUGCCGCCUCCUGGUCCAUCUCGCAAAGCACCGCUGCCAGAACACUUCGCCCACCUCCAAGUUGUAACCUCAUCUCUUGUUUCAUCUCUGCAGAACCUCAACGAGCAGACCCAGGUCAAUCAAGCUACUUUCAGAGAGAGCACAAAAGUCUUGCGCAAGUUGAGGCAGCAGGUAAUCGAGGCAAGCCGAGAGAUGGAGGUCUCCGAGAACAGCCAGCUCUGGAUCGAGAGCCGGACGCAAGCGGAGGAGGAGGAGCAAAAAGCCGCGCAAAGCAGAGCAUCUUCAGGGACAGUGCCCCUGGUGCAUCUGACGAGAGGAAGUGGCAGCGGUCAAGCUUGGUGCAAAGGUCAGACCGAAGAGUAUGAGCGGUAUCUCAGUCAUGCUGCGCUCAAAGCUCAACAGCUUCUGGGAGCGGACACAGGGAAAGCCAUUGCCACGUAGCCAAGGCGAAGCGUGCGGCGGAAGUUACGAACGUUAUGUAGACAAGAUAGAUGAUCCUGUAUAUACCAUUCUGCGAGACGGCGGCCCGCUUGCUUGAAAUCACAAAACUCUCAGUGCCGUCAUGGUGCUGAUAUUCACUCAAAGUCGAUGGAAGGAGAGCUUUCCAUCACGCUCGACCUUCACGCUAUGUCAUAGUGCACCACCCUCGCUGAGCAUGGACUCAGCCGAGUAUUCUUGCGGCGGUCAUGUGCCCGCCCCAUGCAAUUGGCCGUAACGAAUCGGCACUGAAGGAGGUCUGCUUUGAGGAACGCAGCAUAAGCAACCGUCGGGUCGUGCCUUAGAAGCAAAGUGCAAAUGUACAUCCGCCCGAAGCCCCAGAUCCGGUUGUACGGGCAUACAUAAACUCGCACUCUUCCACACAUCCCCCACGUUCUUUGCCAUCACCCUCUCCCUUCACCAACCUCCAAAUCAGCAGCGAUCUGCCAUGCGCUUCUCUGUC
Microstroma glucosiphilum is the source of this 1789-nucleotide messenger RNA. RefSeq lists its product as hypothetical. The transcript has a single exon. Bases 34 to 1290 code for a protein of 418 amino acids. The record is from RefSeq and is a predicted model, not a curated record. Lineage: Eukaryota; Fungi; Basidiomycota; Exobasidiomycetes; Microstromatales; Microstromataceae.